AUGCCGGCCGGCCGUGCCGCGCGCACCUGUGCGCUGCUCGCGCUCUGCCUGCUGGGCAGCGGGGCCCAGGAUUUCGGGCCGACGCGCUUCAUCUGCACCUCGGUGCCGGUGGACGCCGACAUGUGCGCCGCGUCCGUGGCCACCGGCGGCUCCGAGGAGCUCCGAAGCAGCGUGCUGCAGCUCCGCGAGACCGUGCUGCGGCAGAAGGAGACCAUCCUGAGCCAGAAGGAGACCAUCCGAGAGCUGACCACCAAGCUGGGCCGCUGCGAGAGCCAGAGCACGCUGGACACGGGCGCGGGCGCCGGCGCGGGCGAGGCCAGGGCGGCCGGCGGCCGCAAGCAGCCCGGCUCCGGCAAGAACACCAUGGGCGACCUGUCCCGGACGCCAGCCGCGGAGACGCUCAGCCAACUCGGGCAAACUUUGCAGUCGCUCAAAACCCGUCUGGAGAACCUCGAGCAGUACAGCCGCCUCAAUUCCUCCAGCCAGGCCAACAGCCUCCGCGAUCUGCUGCAAAGCCAGAUGGAUGACCUGGAGCGCCAGGUGCUGUCCCGCGUGAACGCCCUGGAGGAGGGCAGGGGGGCGCCCAAGAACGACACGGAGGAGCGAGUCAAGAUCGAGAGCGCCCUGAGCGCGCUGCACCAGCGCAUCAGCGAGCUGGAGAAAGGUCAGAAAGACAGCCGCCCCGGAGACAAGUUCCAGCUCACGUUCCCACUGCGGACCAACUACAUGUACGCCAAGGUGAAGAAGAGCCUGCCGGAGAUGUACGCCUUCACCGUGUGCAUGUGGCUCAAGUCCAGUGCGGCCCCGGGCGUGGGCACGCCCUUCUCCUACGCCGUGCCCGGCCAGGCCAAUGAGCUGGUGCUCAUCGAGUGGGGCAACAACCCCAUGGAGAUCCUCAUCAAUGACAAGGUGGCCAAGCUGCCCUUCGUGAUCAAUGACGGCAAGUGGCACCACAUUUGCGUCACCUGGACCACCCGGGACGGCGUCUGGGAGGCCUACCAGGACGGCACCCAGGGCGGCAGCGGCGAGAACCUGGCACCCUACCACCCCAUCAAGCCGCAGGGCGUGCUGGUGCUGGGCCAGGAGCAGGACACUCUGGGCGGCGGAUUUGACGCCACACAGGCAUUUGUGGGCGAGCUGGCCCAUUUCAACAUCUGGGACCGCAAGCUGACCCCGGGGGAGGUGUACAACCUGGCCACCUGCAGCACCAAGGCCCUGCCCGGCAACGUGAUCGCCUGGGCCGAGUCCAACAUCGAGAUCUACGGCGGAGCCACCAAGUGGACGUUCGAGGCCUGCCGCCAGAUCAACUGACCGCCCGGCUCGUGCCCGCGCCCCCUGCUUGUGCGGUGAUGACCUGUCCGUCUCUCCUCCCCCUGCCCCCAGGAAUGAGUCAAGGCCAUGGCCCCUGCACACGCACACACACACAGCCUGGUUCUGUCCUCCCCACGCACUUGAAGCAGUCCUGGCUCAUCCGCCCCCGAGGAAGCCCCUUCCCCACGCAGGGGCCCCGACUGCUUCCCAGCGAGAGCGGGCGGCCGCGGCGUGGAUGUCUCGAACAUUGCAGCAGUAGGUGAGAGGGCUUGUGAGUGCAGCCUGAGCGCCCGUGAGUGUGUGUGUGACUGUGUCUGAGUGUGAGUGUGCCCAGUGUCUGCUUGUACAUACCUGUGUGUGAGAGUGUAUCUGUGUCUACAUCUGAGUGAGAGCAUCUGGGAGCAUGCCCGUGUGUCUGCCUGUGCAUUCCUGUGUGUGUGUGUGUGUGUGCGAGAGUGUAUCUGAGAGUGUCUACGUCUGAGUGAGAGUGUCUGUGUCUGCCUGUAUGAGAGUGUGUCUGCCUGUGUGUGAGGUAUCUGAGUGUGUCUACGUCUGAGUGAGAGUAUCUGGGAGCGUGCCCGUGUGUCUGCCUGUGUGUGUGAUGUAUCCGAGUGUGUCUACGACUGUCUGUGAGUGUGCCCAUGUGUCUGCCUGUGUGUGUGAUGUAUCUGAGUGUGUCUACAACUGUGAGUGUGCCCGUGUGUCUGCCUGUGUGUGUGAUGUAUCCGAGUGUGUCUAUGCCUGAUCUGGGAGUGUGCCCGUGUGUCUGCCUGUGUGUGUGAUGUAUCCGAGUGUGUCUACGCCUGAUCUGGGAGCAUGCCCGUGUGUCUGCCUGUGCAUUCCUGUGUGUGUGUGUGUGAGAGAGUGUAUCUGAGAGUGUCUACGUCUGAGUGAGAGCGUCUGUGUCUGCCUGUAUGAGAGUGUGUCUGCCUGUGUGUGAGGGUGUAUCUGAGUGUGUCUACAUCUGAGUGAGAGUAUCUGGGAGCGUGCCCGUGUGUCUGCCUGUGUGUGUGAUGUAUCUGAGUGUGUCUAUGACUGUGAGUGUGCCCAUGUGUCUGCCUGUGUGUGUGAUGUAUCUGAGUGAGAGCGUCUGUGUCUGCCUGGGAGUGUGUCUGUGUGUCUGCCUGUGCAUACCUGUGUGUGUGUGUGAGGGUGUAUCUGAGUGUGUCUACGACGGUCUGGGAGCGUGCCCGUGUGUCUGUGCAUACCUGUGUGUGUGUGUGAGGGUGUAUCUGAGUGUGUCUACGACUGAGUGAGAGCGUCUGUGUCGGCCUGUGUCUGCCUGUGAGUGUGCAAGUGUGUCUGUGUAUCUGAGUGUGUCUACGUCUGAAUGAGAGCGUCUGUGUCUGCCUGUGCUCGUGUGUGUAUCUGCCUGUGUGUCUGAGUGUGUCUACGUCUGAGUGUGCCCGUGUCUGCCUAUGCUUGUGAGUACCCGUGUGCCUGUGUCUGUCUGUGUGUGAUGUAUCUGUGUGAACAUCUGUGUGUGCCUGAGUGUGCCCGUGUGUCUGCCUGUGCCUGUGUUUGUCUCUGAGUGUGUCUACAUCUGAAUGAGAGUGUCUGCCUGUGAGUGUGCCUGUCUGCCUGUGUGUGUGUGUAUCUGAGUGUGUGCAUCUGUGACAGUGUCUGCAUGUGCCGUGAGUGAGUGACUGUCUGCUUGUGAGUGAGUGUGGCUGGGGGAGUUCUUUUCCAAUCAAGUGUGUCACUUCCUCCUCUCUGUGGCUCCGGGAGUCUCGGGGUGGGCGAGCAGGCUGUAUCUGCCGACUUGGAGCUGCCUGUGCGCCUGGGGCCGGCACCGCUCCUAGCGCGGCCGCCUGCCUCCGUGUGUAAGCCGGGGCACAGCGACGCCCCUGCCCCGUGGAGUGGCUGUAAGAAGCCGGGGUCCUCGAUGCAGAGAGGUUUUUUUGGUGUUAGAUUUUCUCUGGCCACCCUGGGACUGUGCCUUCCCGUGUGGAGGGGGAGCUGCUGAGGGCCCAGGCCCCUGUCCCCUGUGCUGGGUCAGCAACCCUGCUCUUGGCAUCUGAGGGCAGUGCGGGCCCGGGAGGCUCGGCCAGCUCGCCCAGCUCACCCUGCUGUGUCCCAGGACCAUGCCUUCCCACCCCCCACGCCACCAAGACCUGAGUCCAGCCAGUGGGUGGGAGGGUCCUGCCCAUGCUCCCCCUCGUGAGCUGGCUCGGGCCCCUAGGAAGGGGUGACUGAAACCCACCGCUCGUCCCACCGGACUCGUUCCUGUAGAGGCCCCGACCCGUCACGGCCUAUGACACGGGAGACCCGAGCAGUGUCCACAACCUUCAACAUUCCUCUCCCCCACCGAGCUGCGUGAGCACCUCCGGCUAGUCGUUUGAGGAGGGGAGGAAGGGGUGUGUGUGUGUGUGCGUGUGUGUGUGCACGUGUGCGCGCGUGGCGUGAAAGCGAGAGCGCUCACAAGGGCCGUGCCCAGGACUGGUCGCCCGCC
Lepus europaeus (European hare) is the source of this 3763-nucleotide messenger RNA. RefSeq names its product neuronal pentraxin 1 (gene NPTX1). NCBI's taxonomy places the organism in Eukaryota, Metazoa, Chordata, Mammalia, Lagomorpha, Leporidae. The record is from RefSeq and is a predicted model, not a curated record. Gene Ontology annotation, biological process: axonogenesis involved in innervation. The transcript has 5 exons. Gene Ontology annotation, cellular component: neuron projection; plasma membrane. Bases 1 to 1311 code for a protein of 436 amino acids.